CUCUGUAAGGAAGGGGGUGGAAUCUGUCCCUUACUCGGGGCUUUCGAGGCUGGUCGAGGUGUCUCCGGGGAGGGCGGCGAGGCGGAGAUGGCUACGCGGCGAUCCGCAGCGGCCGCGAGGAGUGUUGUCCCAUCAGCUGAUUAUUAUAAACAGACGCAGCAGCACCGCCACGCAUCUCCUCUUAUUUCUCGCUCUAUCCCGAGACCAUGUAGUGAUGCCGCAUCUGUCCGCAUCCUUUGCUGUCCUCCUAUGUCUGUGCUCCGCGUGCAAUGCCUUCGGUCCCGAUCUGGGGCGAGAUGUGAGGCCGGGGCAGGGAAAUGGCACGGCCGCCUUGCAAGACGAGGCGGCCCCUGCACCUGUUCCGGACGCAGCCUUGACAGGUGGUUCCUCGUUGCAGAUGUCUUGCAGUCCCGGCGAAGCUUCGAUUUAGAGGACAAUUUUGUCAACCACACCGACCCCGGGAUGGUCGUCUUCCUGGAGGAGCCCACGAAUAGCCCCGGGACUACCAGCACGACCGGGACAACCAACACGACAACGAAGGCAGCCACCACGACGACCAGACGCGUCUACCUCGCCAACUGCCAUAACAACAACGUUUCCGUGCUGUUCAUGGUCCGGAAUUACUCCAUGCACGAGCCGGUGCCGGGGGGGUACUACCCGAUGAGCGGUGGGGAGCGGCCCCCCCACCUCCCCCAGCCGUUCCUGGUGGUGGAGCCGAACAUCCUGACGACGAAGGUGUCCUACCGCGCCGCCUCCUUCCCCUUACACGAGCAGGAGCCGUACUACGAGGACCUCCUCAAGUACGAGACCUUCCUCACCUACAUGUACGAGCGGGACCUGAGCGAGAGGAAGUACUGGGCCAGCCUGAUCGCCACGAGCACCCUGGAGGACAUCCGGACGAAGGCGGUGCGGGUCUCCAUGACGAAGAACAACAGCACGGCGGAGGUGCUGGGCCACUGGUUCGUGUCGUACUCCGGCGUGGGGGCGGUGGUGAGCGUGGUCGUCUCCUACAACGACUCCGGCGGCGCCCUCUACUCCGCCGCCGUGUCCUACGGCUGUGACUUCAUCGACGCCGAGGAGUAUCGCUGCACCAAGCUGGUGAAUCCCUUGGCCAAGCUGUUUUGCGCGUCGCUGCCCUUUGUUGGUGGCCUCCUCCUGCUGGUGGGCCAUCGGUGGCUUAACUUCACCAUGUUUACGUCGGGAUUCCUGUUCACCUGGUGCUUUUUGUUCAUGCUGUGCGCUCAGGACACCCACAGCAACAUAGAUGCCCUGGGGUUAGGGACCUUGGUGGGAGCCCUGCUGGGGGGUAUCCUGUGGCUGAUCGCGUGGCACAGGUUCCAGCGCCCCUUCCACUCCUCUCUCCUGCUCAUCAUCAUGAACGUCAUCUUCGUCGGCAUGGUUGUGACUUACUUCCUGCGGUAUGCCAUCGUCCCAAGCUCCGCAAACCUGGCAGCCUUUGUGGUGUUCCCCGUUUUCUUCGCCAUCGUCAUCAUCGCAUACUCCAUUGUUGACAUCAAGAAGGUGCACAUAUUCUCAUGUACAUUCCUAGGUUCCUAUGCAAUAGUGGUCCCAUUUGCAUUUUACUUUGGAUCAUCCCUGACGUACAUUGUAAUAAAUGUGAUUGCUCUGGACACUGUGGCGCACUACUCAGAGGCCAUUGGGUUCCCUCCGUUCGAAGUCUGUGAUAUCAUCUUACUCUGCCUGUGGGUCGUCCUCUUCAUCACGGGCAUGGCUUACCAGCUGUCCCGGGAGCGCACAGGCCCUCCCUUCCACCCUCCAAGUCUGGCGUCCUGGAGAGCCACCCAGAAGAUGGCCAACUUUGUCUUCGAUAAGGUUUUCGCCUGCUUGCCCAUGGACCCUGACCCUGGAGGUGCAGGCAUUGAGGACCAGCCUACGUGGAGGCUCAGGCUGAGCUACUGCUUCAGGUUGGUGCGGCAAAAAGUCACCUGUAGGAGGCGCGACGAGACGGAAUCGGGUUACGAGAGUUUCCAGAGAGUGAGGUCCAUGUCUCAGAGUGGUGACGAACCCGACUCGGAGUUUUCUGCACCGCUGUUCACAAGGAUAAAGGAGAGGAUUGAUGGGUGGAUUGAGAGUAUCCGUUCCCGCUUCAGGAGAGAGGACGAGGAACUGCUGCAACAGACGGAGGUUUCGCCAGAGAGGAAUGAGGAUGAGGAGCAGCUGCAGGACGUGUCGGUUUCGUGCUGUAAUUUCCGGAAGAGCCAAGUGGUCCUUGAUGAUGCGUACACUAACAGUAAUGCUGAACAAGAGACAUGAAAGAAAACUCAAGAUUUCCUUCUUUUUUUUCUCUCUCUGUUUAUUCAUAAUUCUCCUUUUCUGUUUUUGUUCCAUGUGUAAUCUUCCCCUUUCUUCAGUUAUUUUUCCUUCGUGAUUCUCAAAUUAACUGUACAGAUAAUGCAGUAUUUUAUGAUUAAUUGGUAAAUUGUUAUUGUAAGUGCAUUGAUACCAGAAAGGUCAAGAUAGACUGGUAUUUCACAGACCUGGUGCUUCUUCUCCAGUGAAGGUCUCAAUACAUCUUUUUUUUUUUUGUAAGGUGAUAUGUUUUGUUACUGUAUUAAUUGUAGAUUUAACAAAUGCCAUUUCCUUAUUUUAGUAAUGAAGUUGAAUAUUUAUUUGGUAAGGUUUGACUAUGAUUUUCUGAUCCAGCUUAAAAAUAAUAAUAAUUGAAUGAUUGACACAACUUGCUUUAAACUUCCACCUUCAUUUCAUUAGAUCCAUCACAUAUUUUGUGACACUUUAUUUCAUAAAUAUCUAAAUAUAAUGUUAAUCUCCACUUCUAAUCCUUUUGAACAGUGAAGUAAAACUCGGCCUUUUUUUAAGGGGGGGUGGGAGGCAGCAAGGACAAAGUUAUUCUCAUUUAAUGCUUUUGAUCGUGAAUAUAUAGCAGCUGUGAUCUCUUCAAUUUAUAGUCAAUACCUUUCUGUUGUGCUAUUUUGGUACACUUUGUGCUAUUACGAAUUGCAUUUUAUGUUGGUCAGAGUAUUGCUUAAUUAUAGAUCUGUUAAUUUUAUAUGAGGUAGCUAUAUUUUUGCCCCAUCUUUACGUUUACAUGAUGGACACUUUUAAGUAUGAUGCAGAUCUUUAUGUGGUAGUGAUUGUUGGUCUAGAUUCUAUAUCUUUUUGAUACUUACAUUUAGAUUAACUUUGGGGACUAUAUGGAUUUUAUACAUGGUGGGACAUUUUUUCAGUGGGUAGACAGUUGAAUAAACAGCAAUUUUGGAUAAUUUUGUCAUAUAAAAGAGAAAA
Messenger RNA from Penaeus monodon (black tiger shrimp), 3264 nucleotides. RefSeq names its product transmembrane 7 superfamily member 3-like. NCBI's taxonomy places the organism in Eukaryota, Metazoa, Arthropoda, Malacostraca, Decapoda, Penaeidae. The record is from RefSeq and is a predicted model, not a curated record.